Molecule: messenger RNA, 1887 nt
Organism: Emiliania huxleyi CCMP1516
Lineage: Eukaryota; Haptophyta; Isochrysidales; Noelaerhabdaceae
Exons: 1
Biological process (GO): signal transduction
Cellular component (GO): membrane
Source: RefSeq, a predicted model, not a curated record
AUGGCGGCGCGGGCGGCGGAGGCGGCGGAGGCGGCGCGGGCGGAGGCGGCGGCGGCGGCGGAGGCGGCGCGGGCGGAGGCGGAGGCGGCAAAAGAAACGGCGGCGGCGGAGGCGGCGCGGGCGGCGGAGGCGGCGGAGGCGGCGCGGGCGGAUGCGGCGGCGGCGAAAGAAACGGCGGCGGCGGCAGAGGCGGCGCGAGUGGAGGCGGAGGCGGCGACGGAGACGGCGCGGGCGGAGGCGGAGGCGGCGAAAGAACAGACGGCGGCGGCGGAGGCUGCGCGAGUGGAGGCGGAGGCGGCGACGGAGGCGGCGCGGACGGAGGCGGAGGCGGCGAAAGAAAAGGCAGCAGCGGCGACGGAGGCGGCGCGAGUGGAGGCGGAGGCGGCGAAAGAAAAGGCGGCGGCGGCAGAGGCGGCGCGAGUGGAGGCGGAGGCGGCGGCAGAGGCGGCGCGGACGGAGGCGGAGGCGGCGAAAGAAAAGACGGCGGCGGCGGAGGCUGCGCGAGUGGAGGCGGAGGCGGCGACGGAGGCGGCGCGGGCGGAGGCGGCGGCGGCGAAAGAAAAGGCGGCGGCGGCAGAGGCGGCGCGAGUGGAGGCGGAGGCGGCGACGGAGGCGGCGCGAGUGGAGGCGAAGGCGGCGACGGAGGCGGCGCGGGCGGAGGCGGAGGCAGCAAAACAAAAGGCGGCGGCGGCAGAGGCGGCGCGAGUGGAGGCGGAGGCGGCGACGGAGGCGGCGCGGGCGGAUGCGGAGGCGGCGAAAGAAAAGACGGCGGCGGCAGAGGCGGCGCGAGUGGAGGCGGAGGCGGCUAAAGAAAAGUCGGCGGCGGCAGAGGCGGCGCGAGUGGAGGCGGAGGCGACGGAGGCGGCGCGGGCGGAGGCAGAGGCGGCGAAAGAAAAGGCGGCGGCGGCAGAGGCGGCGCGAGUGGAGGCGGAGGCGGCGACGGAGGCGGCGCGGGCGGAGGAGGAGGCGAUGCGAGUGGAGGCGGCAGCGGCGACGGAGGCGGCGCGAGUGGAGGCGGAGGCAGCAACAGAAAAGGCGGCGGCGGCGGAGGCUGCGCGAGUGGUGGCGGAGGCGGCGACGGAGGCGGCGCGAGUGGAGGCGGAGGCGGCGACGGAGGCGGCGCGAGUGGAGGCGGAGGCGGCGACGGAGGCGGCGCGGGCGGAGGCGGAGGCGGCGAAAGAAAAGGCGGCGGCGGCAGAGGCGGCGCGAGUGGAGGCGGAGGCGGCGACGGAGUCGGCACGAGUGGAGGCGGAGGCGGCGACGGAGGCGGCGCGGGCGGAGGCGGAGGCGGCGAAAGAAAGGGCAGCAGCGGCGACGGAGGCGGCGCGAGUGGAGGCGGAGGCAGCAAAAGAAAAGGCGGCGGCGGCAGAGGCGGCGCGAGUGGAGGCGGAGGCGGCGACGGAGACGGCGCGGGCGGAGGCGGAGGCGGCGAAAGAACAGACGGCGGCGGCGGAGGCUGCGCGAGUGGAGGCGGAGGCGGCGACGGAGGCGGCGCGGACGGAGGCGGAGGCGGCGAAAGAAAAGGCAGCAGCGGCGACGGAGGCGGCGCGAGUGGAGGCGGAGGCGGCGAAAGAAAAGGCGGCGGCGGCAGAGGCGGCGCGAGUGGAGGCGGAGGCGGCGGCAGAGGCGGCGCGGACGGAGGCGGAGGCGGCGAAAGAAAAGACGGCGGCGGCGGAGGCUGCGCGAGUGGAGGCGGAGGCGGCGACGGAGGCGGCGCGGACGGAGGCGGAGGCGGCGAAAGAAAAGGCGGCGGCGGCAGAGGCGGCGCGAGUGGAGGCGGAGGCGGCGACGGAGGCGGCGCGAGUGGAGGCGAAGGCGGCGACGGAGGCGGCGCGGGCGGAGGCGGAGGCAGCAAAACAAAAGGCGGCGGCGGCAGAGGCGGCGCGA